This is a messenger RNA of Neospora caninum, 2094 nucleotides long. Its product is annotated as Mitogen-activated protein kinase 2, related. The record is from RefSeq and is a predicted model, not a curated record. The coding region runs from base 1 to 2094 and encodes 697 amino acids. Gene Ontology annotation, cellular component: nucleus; cytoplasm. Gene Ontology annotation, molecular function: MAP kinase activity; ATP binding. Lineage: Eukaryota; Apicomplexa; Conoidasida; Eucoccidiorida; Sarcocystidae. The transcript is spliced from 9 exons. Gene Ontology annotation, biological process: protein phosphorylation; intracellular signal transduction.
AUGAGUGACGAGGUCGAUAAACACGUCCUGCGAAAGUACGACAUCUUGCAGAAGCUCGGAAAAGGAGCUUACGGGAUUGUGUGGAAAAGCACCGAUCGCCGAACGAACGAAACUGUCGCGCUGAAGAAGAUUUUCGACGCCUUCCAAAAUGCCACCGACGCGCAACGCACCUUCCGAGAAAUCAUGUUUCUCCAGGAGCUCGCAGGCCACGAGAACAUCGUCCGUCUCAAGAACGUCCUCAAAGCGGAUAACGACAAAGACAUCUACCUCGUUUUUGACUACAUGGAGACGGAUUUGCAUGCGGUCAUUCGCGCGGACAUUCUGGAGGAGAUCCACAAGCAGUACAUCGUCUACCAGCUGCUUCGAGCGAUCAAAUACAUGCAUUCCGGAGAGCUCCUUCAUCGCGAUAUGAAACCUUCGAACGUGCUGCUGAACAGCGAGUGCCAAGUCAAGGUCGCCGAUUUUGGGCUCGCGCGGUCCGUCGCACAGAGCGAGGCGAACAACUCUGAGGCCGGGAAUCCCGUGCUGACGGACUACGUCGCCACGCGCUGGUAUCGCGCGCCGGAAAUUCUUCUCGGCAGCACUAGCUACACCAAGGGCGUCGACAUGUGGUCUCUUGGAUGCAUCCUUGGCGAACUCCUCUCUGGCCGACCUAUCUUUCCAGGAACUUCGACGAUGAAUCAACUGGAACGCAUCAUGACGCUCACUGGGCGGCCGAGCGCCGAAGACGUCGACGCCGUGAAGUCUCCCUUCGCCGCCACGAUGAUGGAAAGCUUGCCUCUAGGGAAGGUUAAGAACUUCAAGGAUGCCUUUCCUAACGCGUCUCCGGAGGCGCUGGACCUCCUUAAACAGCUGCUUCAGUUCAACCCCAACAAGCGCAUCAGCGCCGAGAAGGGUUUGGAACACCCGUACGUUCGGCAGUUCCAUAGUCCCGAGGACGAGCCUGUGUGCGGGAAAAUUAUCAAAAUCCCGAUCGACGACAACACAAAAUACUCGGUUGACGAUUACCGGGAGAAGGUUUACUCGGAAGUGAUUAAGAAGAAGCACGAUCAGCGGCGGCAUCGCACGACAGGCUCUUCGGGUCGUCACUCUUCGCACCACGCGUCGGCCGCGCGGACAUCGUCGAGCUCGAGCUCUGCGUCGCAUCCGCGAACGAGUUCGACGGCGCAGCAUCGUAGUUCCCAGAGCAUCCCCGCUGCCUCGCAAGCGUCAACUUCCCCGCGCCACGCCGCUCUCCACUCGCGGAGUACCUCGUCCCAUGCAGCCUCGAGCACAAACCAGGCAGCCGCAGGCCACAGUGCGCAUGCGCCGUCGCAUUAUGCUUCUUCGCACUACCCCGCGCAGAUGCACCGGUCAGGAAGCCUCGCGCGCGAGAGACCGCCCACCUACUCUUCCUCUGGAGUCGCCCACUAUCCCCACUACCCUGCGUCCUCCGCCGUUUCCUCUUCGCACCACGGCGUCUCCUCUUCGCACCACGGCGUCUCCUCUUCGCACCACGGCGUCUCCUCUUCGCACCACGGCGUCUCCUCUUCGCACGGCACCUCGCCGCAUGUGAGCCCCGGCGUUUCGACGGCGACCUCGGGAGGCAGCGCGCAUGCACGCGACAGGUCUGCAGCCAGCGGGACGGGUGUGGGAGUUGCGCAUGCCUCGCAUGCCUACUACGCCUCGCAGUUCUUCGGCUCUCCGAGUUCCACGGUUCAGUCCGCGCAAGUCUCCGCCGACCCUCUCGCGCACGGCCGCGGAGAGAGUUUCCACCAGCCGGCGCGCGCCAAGACGGACACGCAUGCGCACGCCAGCGUCAGCAGAGCGGCCUCUGGAACCCCGCAGGUAAAAAGGCCAAUCAGGCGAGUCGCGCUCCGCCUGGGUCGUGCUCGCGGUAUGAGGCCCCCGCCCGUGUUUUACGAAGGGAGAGACACAGCGAUCCGAAAAAAUUGUGUACACGUUGGCAAACAGUGUCUGCUCGCGCGUGCCUAUUAUAGAGAGAUGUCGGGAACAGCGUCUGUCUCUCUCUACAGGAAGAGAGAUACGGAGAGAGACAGAGAGCGCCUUCGGCUCACGGGUGUGCGGAGAUGUUUUCUUUAUGCGAGCCAGUGA